AAGCAAAAAAAGAAAGAAAGAAAAAGGGUAUAUUUGGAUAGGAUUGUGGGCACCAUCAUCAUCAAUGAUCAACAAUCAUCAAUUUCAUCGACAGUUUUUUAAGCAAAGGUUGGAGCAAAAUGUCAUAUUAUCUGUCCUCUGAUCCACUAGCCCUUCAUCCGUCUUGUAAACUAAUCCACAAAUUACAGUCGCGUCGAGGGCUUUACAAGGUCAAUGGGCGGUGUUGGGGACGCAAGGGAGCGGGACCCAUUGAAGCAAAUCUUGAAAGGAGUAAUGGGUUCCGCUUGUACUCCUCACCCAGAUGGGUUUUUCUUUCUCCCUCUUGAAAUUUUUACGUGACAGUAAGAAAAACAGGGUAUUCUCUCAGUUGGAUGAUUAUCGGCCUUUAUAAGGAGGUUGACUGAGCAAAUACAGCAGAAUUUCAACUCGAGUUUACGAAUUUAAACUCAUCUUGGGACUUGAAUUUCUUCUACUUCUGAUAAAUUUCAGCAGGUUCACGGAUGAACACAAUCUUCAUUUCUAUUUCCUGUUGAUUUUGAAGAAUUUGUGUUGGCUGUAAGUCCGAUCUUGUUGAGAAUCUGGUUUGCUUGUGAAUUGGGCUUUUCGUUUUCCCUGAAAUAAGUCUUCUCUGAUCUCGUUUCUUUCAAGUGUCAUUAGUUAAUCGCUCGAUCGUUGUUAGUGUUUAUUCAGGCGUUUUUUCUUAACCAAAUUAGAUAUUACCAGUUCUUGCACCCUUUUGUUAUUUUCACUUGUACUGCUGCUGCUGCUACUUUGUUGUAAUGGAAAGGUGUUUGUAUAAUUAUGGAUGGACUACCAAACUGAGCUUGAUUUCCUUUUUUUGGUUUUGAUAGCGUUGGAUGCAAUGAUUGUAAUGGGUUCUCGUAAAGUCUCAUAUUAUGUUCUUCUGCUAUGCUUCGGUAUUGUGGUUAUCUCUGUUUGUACAUUCUUUGCCAUUGGAGAUGACACCGCCCAGCCCGUUCGCCUAGUUGUUAAUGCUUCAAAUGCAUCAACACGGCAGAUUCCUGAAACACUUUUUGGAAUAUUUUUUGAGGAAAUUAAUCAUGCAGGGGCUGGUGGAAUAUGGGCAGAGCUUGUGAGCAACAGAGGGUUUGAAGCUGGGGGUCCGAAUGUUCCAUCGAAUAUUAGUCCUUGGUCAAUCAUAGGAAACGAGUCAACUAUAAGUGUAUCAACAGAUCGCUCAUCCUGCUUUGAUCGGAAUAAGGUUGCCCUACGUAUGGACGUGUUGUGUGACAGUGAAGGUAUCAAUGUCUGUCCAACUGGAGGAGUUGGUAUCUACAACCCUGGAUUCUGGGGCAUGAAUAUCAAGCAAGGGAAGGCAUACAAAGUGACUCUUUUUGUUCGAUCCUCGGGAAAAAUUGAUGUGUCCAUUUCACUCACAGAUUCGAGUGGGCUGAAAAAGUUGGCAACAUCAUCCAUCAUAUCUUCUGAUGUGUCAAACUGGACAAAGAUGGAGGUUCUAUUGAAUGCCUCCGAAACUAAUCCCAAUUCACGUCUUCAGUUGACAACGUCAAAAAAAGGGGUAAUAUGGUUCGACCAAGUCUCAGCCAUGCCUCUGGAAACAUAUAAGGGUCAUGGUUUCCGAAACGAUCUAGUCCAAAUGAUGGCUGAUUUAGAACCCCGAUUUAUUAGAUUUCCAGGUGGAUGCUUUGUGGAAGGUGAGUGGUUAAGAAAUGCAUUUCGUUGGAAAGAAACCGUUGGACCAUGGGAACAGAGACCUGGACACUUUGGUGAUGUUUGGAUGUACUGGACUGAUGAUGGACUUGGCUAUUUUGAGUUUCUCCAACUAGCAGAAGAUCUUGGUGCUGCGCCAGUUUGGGUGUUCAAUAAUGGAAUCAGCCACCAAGAUGAGGUAGAUACUUCCGCUAUCUCACCGUUUGUGCAGGAAGCGCUCGACAGUAUCGAGUUUGCGAGAGGAGAUCCUAACUCUACUUGGGGUUCCAUUCGGGCUUCGAUGGGACAUCCAGAACCUUUUGACUUGAAGUAUGUUGCCAUUGGAAAUGAGGACUGUGGCAAAAAGAACUACAGAGGAAAUUAUGUCAAGAUCUACCACGCGAUGAAACGUGCCUAUCCCGACAUUAAAAUAAUUUCUAACUGUGACGGGUCUUCUAGGAAGUUGGAUCACCCAGCUGAUUACUAUGACUUUCAUAUAUAUACCUCCGCCAACCAAAUGUUUUCAAUGGCUCAUAGGUUUGAUAAAACAUCACGCACUGGUCCCAAGGCUUUUGUGAGCGAGUAUGCUGUGACGGGAUCAGAUGCUGGCAAAGGCAGUCUUCUUGCAGCUCUCGCUGAAGCAGCAUUUCUCAUCGGCCUUGAGAAGAACAGUGAUAUUGUUGAAAUGGCAAGCUAUGCACCACUUUUCGUGAAUACUAAUGACAGAAGGUGGAAUCCAGAUGCUAUUGUCUUCAACUCAUCCCACUUGUACGGAACGCCUAGCUAUUGGAUGCAACGUUUUUUUGUAGGCUCAAGUGGAGCAACUCUUCUUGAUACUACACUGGAUGCUAAUUCUGCUUCUUCCCUAAUUGCAUCUUCCAUUAUAUGGAAAAAUCCCGAAGAUGAACACAACUAUCUUCGAAUAAAGAUUGUUAACUUUGGAAGCAACGAAGUGAGUCUCAAGAUAUCUGUAAAUCAUUUGAAUGCAUUCUCCAUUCAGAAAUCCGGGUCAUCUCAGACUGUACUUACAUCUCGUAAUUUGAUGGAUGAGAAUUCCUUGAAUGACCCAAUGAAGGUGAUUCCGAUCAAAAUUCCGCUCAACACAGCUGGAGAAAACAUGGACGUUGUACUUCCCUCUCAUUCUCUAACUUCACUUGAUUUGUUCAUGGAAUUUAGCAGUAUAAGGAUGCCUGGAAGCUAUCAAUCAUCAACAUCUGCUAUCUGAAGUUGUAUAUGAAGCUAAUAAGCAAAACAGUGAAUGCAUGCAUACACGUCCGGUAAUGGCACCAUUCUUGUAAAUUUACAUACUAAUUAUAUGGAGCUAUUUCCCCCAAUUUGGCUGUCGAACACCAUGCUAGUAUGUCACGAUUACGAACUCAAUAGAACCUCUACAAUCAUUAUACCUCGUGUUCUUUACAUCAAUGAUUAGGAACUCAUAAUUGAGAGCGAGCCUAA
Cucurbita maxima (winter squash) is the source of this 3126-nucleotide messenger RNA. RefSeq names its product alpha-L-arabinofuranosidase 1-like. Lineage: Eukaryota; Viridiplantae; Streptophyta; Magnoliopsida; Cucurbitales; Cucurbitaceae. Gene Ontology annotation, molecular function: alpha-L-arabinofuranosidase activity. Bases 806 to 2896 code for a protein of 696 amino acids. The record is from RefSeq and is a predicted model, not a curated record. The transcript has 17 exons. Gene Ontology annotation, biological process: L-arabinose metabolic process.